Messenger RNA from Colletotrichum acutatum, 848 nucleotides. RefSeq lists its product as uncharacterized. The coding region runs from base 141 to 848 and encodes 235 amino acids. Lineage: Eukaryota; Fungi; Ascomycota; Sordariomycetes; Glomerellales; Glomerellaceae. The record is from RefSeq and is a predicted model, not a curated record. The transcript has a single exon.
UAUAAUCGCCCAUCCUCAUCCGCCGCCAAUGUCCGUCAUCUGGAAUAUCGCCUUCCUCUGCAGCCUCAUCAUCACCAUCGAGGUACUGCUUAACUCGCUCAUAACAAUCAAGACGCUUUCUACACAAAAGCGGGUUCACUAUGUCGACGAGCAGUAGCUCCCUCUCUAUCGGUGCCUCUGCUGAUGCUCCUUCGAACAUCACAAAUACGGACACUCCUCCAGAUCGAGAGCCUUCGCCCCUGUUUCUCAAGCUACUCGGGAUCUAUAUCAUGGCAUCCAAUUUGUGGGUCGCAACCAAAGCUUUCGUCUCGAACAGGGGCAUAUGGAGGUCGGAACCUAAGGUAGAGAGACACCCUAAUUACGAGAAGCUCAUGGAUCUCGCACAGCGACACGAGUAUCUACAGUGUCAUAGAAGGCGGAAGAUUGUCAAGGAGAACCACCACGGCGAUUACUUCCAGCAACGGGUAUCCACCCCCGAGGACGACAGGAAGAUGUGGAAGACUCUCUUGCUGCCUACCAUCGAAAGCAAAGAGGAGAAGGAAGAAAGAGAGAGGGAGGAGGAGUCCAAGUACCUUGUUGACCUGAUCGUUCAGAUGCCUAUCCUGAGCACACCUUGCGGUGAAGCUGAGAAGAUCAAGGACUAUGAGCAGCCCAAGGACAAGGAGCAAGCCAAGGUUGAUGAACAAGUGGAGGCUGAUGAACAGCCCGAGGAAAACGAGCAUGCCGAGGAAUAUGAUGGAGGCAAGGAAGACGAGCAAGCCAAGCACAAUGAACAAGUUGACCCAGACGCCUGGACGGUAGACGGUGUACUCGCAUCAAUCGAUUACGAGGCACUGGGUUUGCACUGA